Cornus florida is the source of this 804-nucleotide messenger RNA. Its product is annotated as LRR receptor-like serine/threonine-protein kinase FLS2. Bases 1 to 804 code for a protein of 267 amino acids. The record is from RefSeq and is a predicted model, not a curated record. Gene Ontology annotation, molecular function: protein binding. The transcript is spliced from 4 exons. NCBI's taxonomy places the organism in Eukaryota, Viridiplantae, Streptophyta, Magnoliopsida, Cornales, Cornaceae.
AUGGAAGAAACAAAAGGAUUAAGGCAUUUUGAGAUACUGGCUAGGUGUUGUCGGCAGAGUAAGCAACAAGGUGGAGUAGCGCUCGUGGGAAAGAAAGAAGGAUUCAUGGGAAAUAAAGAAGGGCCGGGCUUGUGGGAAAGAAAGAAGGCCGGGCUUAUGGUCUGUGUGUUGGUGACGUGGAAAAAAGGGCUUUUGGCGGGUAUAAUUCCAUCGGAGAUAGGUAAUCUUCCACGUCUCGAAAUGCUGAGCAUUCAUAGUGGCUCUCUAGCAGGAACUAUUCCAUCUUCUAUCUUCAACAUUUCUUCUUUGAAAAUUAUUGAUUUCAUAAACAAUAGCCUGUUUGGAAACCUCCCGGUAAACAUCCAUUGUGACUUCCCUGUUCUUGAAGCGCUGUAUCUUUCUUCCUAUUUGCUCACCGGUGAAAUUCCGUCCAACUUAUGGGAAUGUAGAGGGCUCCAAGAAUUAGCAUUGUCAGACAAUAAAUUCACAGGCAAUAUAUCGAAGAAUAUCGAAAACAUUACUUUCCUCAAAGCUCUAUAUCUGGAUGGUAACGGCCUAAAAGGAACAUUACCUAAUGAGAUUGGUAACCUUAAUCUCGAAGGAUUUAGUAUACAUGAGAACAACCUAAGUGGCCUCAUUCCGUCGAAUAUCUUCAAUGUGACAACAAUGAAAAUCUUUGAUUUGAACGACAACCAAUUUUCAGGACAUCUUCCUUCAACCAUGGGAUUUUGGCUUCCUAAUCUUGAAGAGCUUUCUAAUGACCCGACAUUUGGAAAUACUGAGCGUAGCCGGAAAUCAAUUUAA